Messenger RNA from Ceraceosorus bombacis, 801 nucleotides. The record is from the annotation of a GenBank genome assembly. Lineage: Eukaryota; Fungi; Basidiomycota; Exobasidiomycetes; Ceraceosorales; Ceraceosoraceae.
AUGCGAGCGGUCUCAAAUGCCAAGCGAGCACGUCUCGGCAGUAGCGUUGGACCAUCAGGGCCGGGAAGUGUGAGGGCCACCCCUGCAACUGCCACCCGUCGUGGCCAAACCAUCAACAGUGCUGCUAGCAGCAUCGUCCGUCCCGCUGCUGCUAUCACUCAUGCCAAUACCAGGAUACCUAGCACUUCAAGGAUCCCCGCUCCUCCAUCCUCACCAACUCAGAACAGGCAAGGAGCGACGCAAAAGACUGGACCUGCGUUCGCGCUGGAUUCCAAGGACGCUCCUAGACCUUCAUUCAGGGCUCAACACAGCUUCAGACCUAGACCGUCGACAGCUGGCAAUGUCUUCUUUGCUGGUGCUAGAGCACCCUCUGGAAGCAUGAAUGAUGCCGCAACGCAGGGCGCGUCUCAAGCUAGCAUGUCGCAAGUAGGACAAGGUUCCAGUAUGGGCAUGCCUCGAUCCACUUCGGACCACAGCAUUGCUGGUAGCGAAACGACGGUAGUUGUGCACCGACCGAGCACGAACGUCGGACAGGACAGAGGAGCGCGCAGAAGAGGUCCGCGUCCUUCGAGCGCGCUAGUCACCAAUUUGGCGUCCAAGACCAAGUACGCUCGUCCGAGCGUUGGGGGUUUGGGAGAUGCACCUUCGAUCAGGACUGUCAGCUCCGAAAGAGCUUCGUACAGAAUCCCAAGCGGUGGAUACGCACCUGCCGGACCCAACUGGGCCGUGCUUGAUGAAGACGAUGAGGACGUAUUCGAAUCACCUGAGCACGGUGCUGGCGCUGUCCCCCAACAUGCUUGA